UACUGUUCUCACCCAAUACUGUUGCAUAGUGUCACAGUGUCUGUGUGUGUGUGUGUUUGUGUGUGCGUGUGCGUCAGCGAGUGUACGUGAGUGCGUGAGUGAAGCAUGGAGGUGCUGAAGAAAGACGCCGCCCUGGGCUCGCCCAGCAGCGUCUUCUAUCUGCUGCUGCUGCCCACAUUGGUGCUCUGGUACACCUAUUGGCGCCUCUCACGCGCCCAUCUCUAUAAGCUGGCCGCCCGGCUGCCCGGACCUCGCGGUCUCCCCAUUGUGGGGCAUCUGUUCGAUGUGAUUGGACCCGCCUCAUCUGUCUUCAAGACGGUGAUUAGGAAGAGCACACCGUUUGAGCAUAUUGCCAAAAUGUGGAUUGGACCCAAGCUGGUGGUGUUCAUCUAUGAUCCGCGGGAUGUCGAACUGUUGCUCAGCAGCCACGUGUACAUCGACAAGGCAUCCGAGUACAAGUUCUUUAAGCCUUGGCUGGGCGAUGGUCUGCUCAUCAGCACAGGUCAAAAGUGGCGCGCGCAUCGCAAACUAAUCGCACCCACAUUCCAUUUGAAUGUCUUAAAGAGUUUCAUAGAAUUGUUUAACGAGAACUCGCGGAAUGUGGUGCGGAAACUGCGUGCAGAGGAUGGACGCACAUUUGAUUGUCAUGAUUACAUGAGUGAGGCAACUGUGGAGAUUCUAUUGGAGACCGCCAUGGGCGUAUCGAAGAAGACGCAGGACAAGUCGGGCUUCGAGUAUGCGAUGGCCGUGAUGCGCAUGUGCGACAUUCUUCAUGCCCGGCAUCGCAGCAUCUUUUUGCGGAAUGAGUUCAUCUUUACGCUCACGCGAUACUACAAGGAACAGGGACGUCUGCUUAACAUCAUCCACGGCCUGACCACGAAGGUCAUACGCAGCAAGAAGGCGGCCUUCGAGCAGGGCACACGUGGCUCCCUCGCCCAAAGCGAACUCAAGGCGGCUGCCCUCGAGCAGGAGGAGCGCGAGCUACGCGAACAGCAGGAGCAAAAGCAGCAACAGCAGCAGCAACAGCAACAGCCGCAGACAAAGACGGAGCAGGGGGGAACACCGGUGGCGGGAUUGUCGUACGGUCAGUCGGCGGGCCUUAAGGAUGACCUCGAUGUGGAGGACAAUGAUAUUGGGGAAAAGAAACGUUUGGCCUUCCUCGAUCUGAUGCUGGAGAGCGCCCAGAAUGGCGCCCUCAUUACGGACACGGAAAUCAAAGAGCAGGUGGAUACCAUAAUGUUCGAGGGACACGAUACGACAGCGGCGGGUUCGUCGUUCUUUUUGUCGCUGAUGGGCAUACAUCAGGAGAUACAGGAUCGUGUGAUUGCCGAGCUCGAUGGCAUCUUUGGUGACUCACAGCGACCGGCGACAUUCCAGGACACGCUCGAGAUGAAGUAUCUGGAACGCUGCCUCAUGGAGACGUUGCGCAUGUUCCCCCCGGUGCCGUUGAUAGCACGCGAACUGCAGGAGGAUCUGAAAUUGAAUUCGGGACCGUAUGUUAUACCGCGUGGCGCCACGGUGACGGUGGCCACCAUUUUGUUGCAUCGCAAUCGCAAGGUCUACGAGAAUCCCAAUGUCUUUGAUCCCGAUAACUUUUUGCCCGAACGCCAGGCGAAUCGACAUUAUUAUGCCUUUGUGCCCUUCUCGGCGGGACCACGCAGCUGUGUGGGUCGCAAGUACGCAAUGCUCAAACUGAAGAUUCUGCUGUCGACCAUCAUGCGCAACUAUCGUGUCUAUUCGGACCUCAGCGAAUCGGACUUUAGGCUGCAGGCGGACAUCAUACUGAAGCGCGAGGAGGGCUUCCGUGUGCGUCUCCAGCCCCGACAGCCAGGACAGGCGACCACAACCGCGGUCAGCACGGCAGCAUCAUAAACUUAUGCAUAUUUUACUUUUCCAAGUGAUAGUCCCGGUUUAUACAGUAAUACAUACAUAAUAAUAAUAAUAAUAUUAAUAAUAAUAAAUAAACAAUACAGACACACACACACACACAACACAGACAGACACCUACACACUCACACACACAACACUACUAAAGAGCGUAGCUUGUAAUUCUUAUCGAUAAUUAUUAUUUGUUUAUCGUAACAAUUUUCAAGCGCUGCAUUUAAAGUUUAACACAACACACACACAAACACUCUCACACACUCACACAAACACUCACACUGAAACACACAUAGACCCAGAAGAACAACAACAACAACAACCACAAACCAACAACAAUUAAUUAUUUCUUUUUUUUUUUUGUGUAUUUAAUAAUAAUAUGUGUAAUGUUUUGACAAUAUAUUUGGUGUAAUAUUUUGAAUGGC
Molecule: messenger RNA, 2303 nt
Organism: Drosophila sulfurigaster albostrigata
Lineage: Eukaryota; Metazoa; Arthropoda; Insecta; Diptera; Drosophilidae
Gene: Cyp4g15
Product: cytochrome P450 4g15
Exons: 5
Coding region: 106-1872 (588 amino acids)
Molecular function (GO): monooxygenase activity; heme binding; iron ion binding
Source: RefSeq, a predicted model, not a curated record